This is a messenger RNA of Cynara cardunculus var. scolymus (artichoke), 1912 nucleotides long. RefSeq lists its product as uncharacterized. The coding region runs from base 213 to 1589 and encodes 458 amino acids. The transcript is spliced from 8 exons. NCBI's taxonomy places the organism in Eukaryota, Viridiplantae, Streptophyta, Magnoliopsida, Asterales, Asteraceae. The record is from RefSeq and is a predicted model, not a curated record. Gene Ontology annotation, cellular component: plasma membrane.
ACACUUGCAUCUCAUUUAUGGCUUCCCCUUUCUCUCUCCCUCUUCACUCUUUACACCUCCCCUGUUCUAUAUUCCUCCAUUUCUCACCAUCUUUUCUGAAUUGAAAUUCUAAAAGUUUUGUUCAAAUUCCACUAUCCAAUCUCUUCUAUUUUCUCCUUUUUUAUCAUCAAAAUUUUCUGGUUCUUUAUGUUGGAGCAAGACCCACAUCAAUCAUGAGAAAAAGCAUGUUUCAUGAGCUCAAUAUGAUGCUCGUUUUCUUAUUUCUGCUGCUUUUCUGUUUCAAAGAUUCCCAUUGCAGCCUGCCUAAUAAUCUGCAAAAUUCAGUAUUAUUGGAUAUAAAAGUGGAUAAUUUAUUGCCUGAGAUUUCUCCAACUGGAAAUCCUCAACCCCUUUAUCCUCUUCUUGCACCGUCUCCGUUAUCGCCCUUCACAAUUACAAAUAACACAGCUCCAAAGUUAUCAGGCCUUUGUACGCUAGAUUUUGAUGCCAUGCAUACCAUGAUGAGCAUGACUGCAAUCGAUUGUUUCACUGUGUUCGCACCAUUCCUAGCCAAUGUAGUAUGCUGUCCUCAAUUUGAAGCAACUCUCAUCAUUCUCAUUGGUCAAUCCAGUACAGAAACGAAAAAGCUUUCUCUAAACUUGACUCUUGCCAAACACUGCCUUUCUGACUUUGACAAAAUUCUCAUGGGUCAAGGUGCCAACAACAGUUUGCAACAGAUAUGCUCCAUUGGUCCAUCAAACCUAACUGAAGCUUCUUGUCCAGUCAAAGAUGUUGAUGGGUUUGAAAAAAUGGUCAAUUCAUCUAAGCUUCUUUCUAAAUGUGGAAAGAUUGAUCUUGUUAAUGAAUGCUGUCAGCAGGUAUGUCAAAAUGCUAUUUCAGAAGCUGCAAAGGAUCUUGCAUCGGUUUCUUAUGAACUUGAUGCAAUGGGGCUUCGUCGUCCUUCUGAUAUCUCAACUCGGGUGAUUAACGAUUGCAAAAGUAUUGUACUCAGAUGGUUAGCAAGUAAACUUGAACCAAUACGAGCCAAAGAAGUCCUUCGAGGUCUAGCUAAUUGCAAUCUUAAUAAAGUUUGCCCAUUGGUUUUACCGAAUGUCCGACCCGUUGCACGAGGUUGUGGAGAUCAGAUUAGCAACCGGAGUUCAUGUUGUAGUGCAAUGGAAAGUUACGUGUCUCACUUACAAAAGCAAAGCUUUUUAACCAACUUGCAAGCUUUGAAUUGCGCUGCUUCACUCGGGAAGAAGUUACAAAAAGAAAAUAUAACCAACAACGUUUAUAAUCUUUGUCGUAUAAGCCUCCAAGAUUUCUCCCUCCAAGCAAAUGGGAUGCAAGAGUCGGGAUGUCUUCUUCCUAGCUUGCCAUCGGAUGCAACAUUUGACAAUUUUUCAGGGGUUAGCUUCCUUUGUGAUCUGAACGAUCACAUUCCAGCACCUUGGCCAUCUAUUUCACAUGCACCGGCUUCGUCAUGCAACAAAUCUGUUAAGAUUCCUGCACUUCCUGCAGCAGCCUCUGGACAAAGAGGUCUAUACAACAAUGAUGUUAUGUUUCUUCUUCUCUAUGCGAUGUUGUUCAUUCUUGCGACCAUUCAUUAACUUUGUAACGGAUCAAGCCCUUCACUUACUUGAAGUUGAAAGGUCGGGUUUCUUGAAAUUAACCCUGUCUGAGGAAACAUCGGAGAACGCGAAAACCAUCAAGAUUUUUGGCAGGAAAUUCGGUUUGAAGUUGCAAGUGUAGAAGAAGUUGAAUUGGUAUUGGUUGGUGAAUUUCUUAUAUGGAAAAUUGAUUAAGCAUUCUUGCAUAGUCUUGUAUGUAAUAAGAAUGUCGUUGUAAAGAAAGAGGGAGUUCAUGUAAAUAUUUGUAAGUCAUACCUUCUACUUUCAUCUAAUUGCAUUUUACCCCCCUAUAAUUUCAUUUC